Molecule: messenger RNA, 1592 nt
Organism: Enterobius vermicularis (human pinworm)
Lineage: Eukaryota; Metazoa; Nematoda; Chromadorea; Rhabditida; Oxyuridae
Source: the annotation of a GenBank genome assembly
UUUUUUUUUUUUUUUUUUUUUUUGAGUUUUGAUUUUCAGGAACAAGUCCAGUGUCCUCCGCACAUACGCUGACUAGCGGUAAAGAGUAUCAUUCUAACCACAGUUCGCAAAAAGUUAACAUAGAACGGUCUGGUUUUUGUCGAAAGCGUUAUUCUCAAGGGCAAGAAUCAAGUAAUUCUGAGAAGCCGAAAGAAAACUCAUAUUUUUUGAUAUUAGCGUUAUCUCCUUCUAGUCUCCUGUUUUCUCAACGGCCGCAGCCGUGUUGCGCCUCUCCUGUGAAGGCGAAGCCAGUAUCUGGUUGGCAAGCGACUAAGAACUCUCUUAAGGAACGUGUCUCGUUUAUGUGUUGCAAUGAUUUAAUCGCAGACGUUUAUUUUUCAGUAGGCCGUGGGGAUUCUCGAAAGAGGUUCCCAGCUCAUAAAUUUGUUCUUAUAACUGGUUCAACAGUGUUUGAUGCUAUGUUUAAUGGGGAAGUGACGAAGGAGGAAAUCGAAUUACCCGACGUAGAACCAUCAGCCUUUAUUGCCUUGUUGAGAUUUCUUUACGCCGACGACGUCUUUAUUGGUCCAGACAAUGUUAUGAAUACUCUUUAUACUGCUAAAAAGUAUAAUGUACCAGCUUUGGAAAAGGCGUGCGUUGACUUCUUGAAGCGGAAUUUGUCUUCUGAAAAUGCUUUUAUGUUGUUAACCCAAGCUCUUCUUUUUGAAGAAAAGAAUCUUGGCGAAAUGUGUUUGGAAAUGAUUGACAGGAAUACUCUUGAGGCAUUAAGUGCUGAAGGUUUUCUGGGAAUCGAUCUUGAUACGCUUUGUAUGGUGCUUACUCGGGAGACCUUAAGGAUUCGUGAAGUUCAGCUUUAUCUUGCUGUGAUUCGAUGGAGUGCGGAACAGUGUAACAGGAAAGGUCUUUCGGUAACUUCGGAAAACCAAAGACAGAUUUUAGGGAAAGCUUUGUAUUUGAUACGGUUUCCAUUGAUGACCGUUGAUGAAUUUGCUCAACAUGUAGCUCUUUCUGGUAUACUCACUGACCGUGAAGUAGUUAACAUUUUCGUCUAUUUUUCCGUUAAUCCUAAACCGGAAAUUGUUUUUCCCACUACUCCACGAUGUUGUGUUUUCGGCAAAGAAGUUGUUGUGAGUCGUUUUCAACGUGUUGAAGCGCGUUGGGGCUAUAGUGGAACACCAGAUAGGAUAAAAUUCACUGUAGACAAACGAAUAUUUGUGUUAGGAUUCGGGUUGCAUGGAUCCAUUCAUGGACCUCAUGAGUACUCAGUCACUAUACAGAUUAUUCACUGUGGUACGGGCAAAGUUUUGGCCAAUAAUGAUACGUUUUUCACUUGCGACGGGUCGAAUUCUACUUUCCGGGUUAUGUUUAAAGAACCAGUUGAAAUAAUACCUGGCGUAACUUAUAUAGCAUCUGCUCGUUUGAAGGGUCCUGAUUCACAUUACGGAACGAAGGGCCUUCGACGUAUUGUUCACCAGUCUCCAUCCAGUGGUGUUGUUACUUUUCAAUUCACUUAUGCUGCGGGAAAUAAUAACGGGACGUCCGUUGAAGACGGGCAAAUUCCUGAAAUUAUUUUUUGUACAAAAGUCAAUUAA